GUUUCGUUAAUCAAUACAUUUCCGGUUGCGGCCAUUUGUAAGCGUCUUCUCUGGGAAAUUACGUUACAACUUUACAAGUGAUUUUGUGACUGUUUACUUCUCCCUUUGUUUAAUUAAAAUUACGUUUUAAGAUUUGUUAAAAAUGUUGAAUACCGGUUUUAAAAGUCUCCUUUUCAAUAGAUUAAGAAUGAGUGUGGAAGACGUAGAACGCUCAAGAGAACGCGAUAGGUCUGCACGAGAUCGUACUAGGUUUAAUGAUCAAAGCAGAGAUCGAAGUCCUGACAGAGGCAAGGCUCGUGGUGCCAACAAAUCUUCUCCAUGUCGCGUUUAUGUUUCUAAUAUCCCCUACGAAUAUCGUUGGCAAGAUAUGAAAGAUCUGUUCCGAAAGGAGGUUGGCGAUGUCUCCUUUGUUGAGCUCUUUGUAGACGAAUCUGAUAAACCACGUGGGUGUGGCAUUGUCGAGUUCUCUGACAAUGCGUCCGUAAAGAAAUGUCUUGAAGUAAUGCAUCGUUUCGAAUUGAAAGGGAGAAAGUUGGUUAUUAAGGAGGACUACGGGAAUCAACGAGAUAAGUUUGGGAAUCUCGUCGGGUCUGCUGCCAGUAAACGUGCUCGCGAUCGCGAGGAUGGCAAAGUUAGCUUUCGUGAUGAACGUCGUCCAACUGGUGGAUUCGAUGCACCUAAUCAAAUGAAUUCGAAUCAAGAUUUUUCUGAUAGGAGCAACACAUAUGGCUUAAGCCCGUCAUUCUUGGAUUCGUUGGGUAUCAAUCUUCCAUUAAUCAGCAGAGUGUUUGUCGCCAAUUUGGAUUAUAAAGUGGAUAAGAAGAAACUUAAGGAAGUGUUUAGGUUGGCCGGAAAGGUACAAAGGAUUGAUUUGUCCGCUGAUAAAGAUGGGAAAAGUAGAGGGUUUGCUGUCCUUGAAUAUGAUCACCCUGUCGAAGCAGUACAAGCUAUUUCUAUGUUCCACAAUCAAGUGUUAUACGAUCGUAUCAUGACAGUACGUAUGGAUCGUGAAGGUGAUAAAGGAAUUGUAAAAUUACCAGACGGUUUGAAAGAUAUAGGAAUGGGGUUGGGUUCCAACGGUGAACCGUUAAGAGAUGUGGCUCGAAACUUACCUUCCGUUAAUAAUCAACCUCCUCAACCAUCGGGCGCUGGUAUAUUGGGAGCGGUUCCAUCGGUACCGUUGGGUAUAGGAAAUUUGGGUAAUUUAAGCACAGUCGGUUCUUCGGCUCUUAACAAUUUAAGUACAAAUGCAGCUGUGUUGCAAGCUGCUAACCUUGCGGGUGUAGGUGGUUUGUCGAGUAAUUUACUUGCGAAUAGUCUGGGAGGUGGGGAUUUGGGACUAGCCGCCAGUCUGGUUAAUAAUCCACUUGUUCAAAAUCAAUCGUUGGCCGCACUUACCGGUACAGGAAAUCUGGGAGGAGGCAGUUCCUUGAAUAGUUCAAGCUUCUCUCGCAAUGAUUUGGGCAGCUCUCAGAACAACUCAAGUUUUCAAAGUUCAGUAUUAUCGCAAAACAAGAACUACCUAGGUGGUGGAAACAGAUCAUUCGACGAUAAAUCUUCGAAUUUUGAUUUUGGCAAUGCAGAUAGAGACUCUCGUAAUAAACCCAAUCAAAAUGCAUACGGUGGAGUAAAUAACGGAAAUCAAAUGCUGCGAGGAGGAAGAGUAACUGACAUGAAUGCUGGUGGUGGUGGAGGCGGCGUCGGCGGUGGUGGCGAAAAUGGUUAUUCAAAUAAAAUAUUGAUCUCCAAUCUUCCGCCAACGGCAAGUUAUAAAAUGAUCACUGAAAAAUGCAGCGAGUUUGGAGAAGUUCAACGGUUUGAAGACAAAGGCAACAAUGGUCUUCUUGUUGUAUUUGGUUCACAGUGGGAAGCAGAACGUGCUAUAAAAAACAUGGAUCGUGCUCGUAUUAACGGACGGACCAUUGAUGUUCGAUUCUUUUACUAAGCUAUCAAUUUCGUUUUAAAAUUUCAUUAGGUUAGAUAUAGUUGUAUACCUUGGGUACUUUACUUUUUUUAUAUUUAAAACCACAAAAUCGACCCAGAUUUGGUUUCGACAAAAAGACACUGAUCUAUAUUAGGUUUUAAAUUUUUUCGCAUCGUGUGAGAUUUUAUAUUUUAAUUCGAACAGUUGUUUAUGUAUCGCUUAAUAGUUAAGUCAUUUAAAUAUCUGUAUUCAAUGUUCGUAGGUUACUGAUUAGGGUUCGUUUGGUGUCUUUGCGUCAUGUACAUUUUAUUGCUGUAUCUACUGUUGUGUCACUUGGGCAUUAUUUCAAGAUUUCGUCUGUGCUGCAAUGGUAAUAGGUAAGUUUGAAGUCCGUUAAUCACUGGUUUAGGAUAUUGGGUUCUACUUGUUGAAGUGGUUGGUAGAGUUUGUGUUCCAUUUGCACGAUCGAAGUAAAAGAUGUUCGUUUACCUGGGGUGUACUAUUUUGAUUGGAGGAUUAUGGAGGCAAUCGUUCUUGGUAUUGUGUGGGCUCGAAAUUUUUGCAAAUGGAACGCAGUGAUACCCGGUAUUGUUUCUCAUUUACAGGCUUCGAGGUUCUACUUUCUGCGGUUCAUUUGGAAUAGUCACAUUUUUGCAAUACAACCAUGUCAUUACUUAUAUUAUGUGAAUAUUAAUAAAUUUUUUUUUAUAGGUAACUUCCUUUGAGAAUGGUUGACCCUACAAUGAUUGUUUUGGACAAUGAUUUCAUACAUGAAGCUUGGAACCCUACAGCUAUGGUGAAGAAAUAAUUAAGUUUGAUUUUUAUCGAUCCGACAUUUCAUUUCAUCUAUUUGACAUAAACGCUUUAGACUGUUAAUGUACAAAUUCUUUUGUAUAAUUUAUACAAAAUAUAUAUUAUCAAUUGUAA
This is a messenger RNA of Photinus pyralis (common eastern firefly), 2851 nucleotides long. It is a transcript of the gene rump, whose product is annotated as myelin expression factor 2. Bases 143 to 1945 code for a protein of 600 amino acids. Gene Ontology annotation, cellular component: nucleus; post-mRNA release spliceosomal complex; cytoplasm. The record is from RefSeq and is a predicted model, not a curated record. Gene Ontology annotation, molecular function: mRNA binding. Lineage: Eukaryota; Metazoa; Arthropoda; Insecta; Coleoptera; Lampyridae. Gene Ontology annotation, biological process: regulation of mRNA stability involved in response to oxidative stress. The transcript is spliced from 5 exons.